This is a messenger RNA of Neoarthrinium moseri, 1518 nucleotides long. RefSeq lists its product as uncharacterized. Gene Ontology annotation, biological process: transmembrane transport. Gene Ontology annotation, cellular component: membrane. Lineage: Eukaryota; Fungi; Ascomycota; Sordariomycetes; Amphisphaeriales; Apiosporaceae. The transcript is spliced from 5 exons. The record is from RefSeq and is a predicted model, not a curated record. Bases 1 to 1518 code for a protein of 505 amino acids. Gene Ontology annotation, molecular function: transmembrane transporter activity.
AUGAGCCUUGACAAUAAGCCCGAGUUCAAUUCCGCAGAUGUCUUGGAUCAGUCAGUCCAAAUUGGGGACGACCAGACUUCCUCGGUAACACUUGUAGAGAAGCAAACAAGAACACGUCGCUUAUUUUCCACGACGCAGCUGUUUGCGUUGAAUAUUGUGUAUCUGGGAACAUGGUACAACACCGCCAAUAACAUGUAUUUUGCUCUUGCCAAUGGAGGCCCUGCGACAUGGUUUUUCAGUUAUCUCAUAGUUGCUAUCGGUUCGCUCUUACAGGCUGCGUCUCUCGCCGAGAUGGCAUCCAUCCAGCCAAUUGCUGGGGCCCAAUAUUACUGGACUUAUCAUUUUGCUCCCAAGUCGAUGAAACUCUUCCUCACCUGGGCCCAAGGUUGGACUACUUGGUUUGCCUAUAUUGCGCUUCUCGCGAGUGGCUUCAAUGGUGCAACGGUUCUGUUUGAAGGGGCGAUCCAUGUUACGCAUCCGAACUACGUAGCUGGUGGAUGGCGGACGACCGUUGUCAUUCUGGCGACGCUGGUGUUCUGUGCAGCUGCGAAUAUGUACGGAUUCCGACUUGUACCGUGGUUUGAGUUGCUAAACGGAGUUCUAAAUGUCUGUUUGUUCAUUAUAUGUUUCGUUGUUCUCUGGGACAAGUCUUCUCGAAACAGUGUUGAUGUGUUUCUGAUCACAAAUAUCUCUUCUGGGUGGGAGAACUACUUCAUAUCUGCACACUUGGGCUUCGAAGCAUCUAUACACAUGGGUGAAGAAACACUCAAUCCGAGACGAGCUGCUCCCAGAGCGAUGUUUUGGUCACUGGCAAUGAACUGCAGCCUUGGUCUAAUCAUGAUUAUUACUUUUGGGAUAUGUAUGCCCUCGCUCGAGACACUUCUUAACUCAUCAAGUCCUUUGGUCACCAUUCUCGUCACAUCGGCUGGACCCCAAGCAGCAACCGCUAUCCUCUGCUGUAUGGUGUUGAUGGGAAUAUCUUCAAAUGUUGCUCUCGUAUCUUCGGUAUCCCGUCUUACAUGGGCAUGGGCUCGUGAUGGCGGUCUACCACGGUACUUUGGCUACGUCGAUGGGAAGCAUCAGGUGCCAAUGCGUGCAGUUAUACUGACGUGUUCCAUCGCCACGGCCCUCUCACUUUUCAAUCUCGGCAGUGCUACAUAUGUGGCUCUUGGAGCUAUCGUAUCAAUAUCUUCGAUGGCUAUGUACCUGAGUUAUUGCAUCGUACUAUGCUGUAUUCUACAUGCUCGAUCAACCACCGGUAUCAAGCUCGGAGAAUGGAACUUGGGUCGGGCCGGCCCAACUAUCAAUAUCUUGGCGCUCAUAUACACAGUGUGGGUAAUGGUGUUCCUGCCAUUUCCAAAUAAUUUGCCGGUCACGGCGUCGAACAUGAAUUAUUGUGGGCCUGUUUUUGGCACCGUUCUAGGUGGCACUGUUGUUUUAUGGUUCGUGAGGGCGAAAUGGCACUGGAAAGGCCCUAACCAAGCCAUUGUUGAGUAUGUUCUCCGGGACGAGCCAUGA